AUGCCUCGGGCCGGCUCUGCUCACAGUCCCACUACAGGACCAUCUGCAUCUGGACCGGAGCGCAGGCACAUUUCGCCCGUAAAGGUGCAGUGGGGUGGCAAAAACCAAACAGGGGCAGGCACAACGAUUGGUGAAGAAGUCGAACAAGUCAACAGCUUUUUGUCCCGUGUGGCUCUAACUACAAAAUACAUGAGUAAGGCUGCACGAGUAGAUAUGAUCACAUUGCAUGCCAGAGGAUGGAAUGAGCGAAAAAAAAGAAACCUGCACAAGUACUUGUCUACACGGUACUUGAAGACUUCAUGUGAUGAGAAUAUCAGCGAUGCCGAUAGAAUAUAUCGGGAAUGCCAGCAGAGCGGACCACUUUGUUUUUUUGACUGUGUCCCUCCAGCUGGCAUGAACCAUUGUUUAAAAAUCGGCGAGGGGACAUGUGCAGAGGUCUUCUCGAUUUCAAAUGGUUCUAAUGAGGCCAUCGCUCUCAAAAUCAUCCCUGUAGAAGGAAGUCAUCGAGUCAACGGUCAACAUCAGAAAACGUUUCGUGAAAUCCUCCAUGAAAUCAUCAUUUCUAAGCAGAUAAAUAGCCUUAGAAUUAACGAGACGAACAAGACCGAUGGCUUCAUUGGGCUCAACAAUGUACAUUGUGUCCGUGGACGUUAUCCGGACGCUAUGGUCAAAGCCUGGGACAGGUUCUACCGUCGGCAGGGAUCAAAGAAUGUCAGACCUGUCAUAGAUGCAGAGGGCUGGACGGCCAAUCAUCCUCGUCCAGAGGACAUCAUGGCGAAGUGGAGGCCGCUCAGCAGAGCACAGGCGGAGAGUGACCCGGGCAUCAUCAAGGGGGUGACCAGGCAGAAAUGGUCGGGUCUGGCUGUGAAGGCCUUUGGGGAGCAGAAAGGUAUGUACAACUGUCUUAUGAGCACAGUAAAAUCCAUAAAUAAAAUGGAUUUUGCACCAUUUGCAUCAACCCUCCCUCCAGAAUAA
Messenger RNA from Pimephales promelas (fathead minnow), 975 nucleotides. The record is from RefSeq and is a predicted model, not a curated record. Lineage: Eukaryota; Metazoa; Chordata; Actinopteri; Cypriniformes; Leuciscidae.